CUCAAGCCGCGGAUAUUACAAUAACACGCUAAGAUGGUUGUUCAUAGUUGUUAAGCUGUCAUAUCUUCCUUGUACGCGGUGUUGCCAUUGUUGCUGAUGCUGUUGCCAUCGCCAUUACCAUCACUUUCAUCAGAAUCAAUUAGUAGUGACAGAAACACAUGUCUUUGAGCUCCUGUAUUGUUAGUCGGAAGUCGCCGAAGACGUAAUACGAAAACCAAGUUAUGCCAAUGGAGUGUACUAGUACUGAAAACAAUAAACCCUUCUCCUGCCCUGCUUGCCCGAGUCGCUUCACAAGACAAGAGAAUUUAAAUCGCCAUACAGCAUCAGUUCAUAGGAAGUCAAACAGAAGACCGUUUCCUUGCCCUUUGUGCGACGUGAGCUUUUCGAGAAGUGAUUUGCGGAAAAGACACAUAAGAAAAUGUCAUCCUCAACAGGUCACUGUGGAGCAACCUUCCGUGGGCGGGCACAACCCCCCUGAGCUCAUGCCAUCGGGGCAGGAUAAUAUACAGUCCUUAUCGUCAGCCCAUGCCCCCCCUGGGAAUUUGUUCGACCAACAACCCUCACAGAAUUCAGGGGGUGAUGCGAUCUCGAGUUCGGCCUCGAACGUCUUCUCUCCGGAGAAUAUAUCUUGGCUAUUUAGACUCCCACAGUUUAUCUCAGCAUUCUUUGAGAGGUUCUAUCCUUCUCUUCCGGCGAUACAUCAACCAACGUUUGAUGUGACCACUGCUAGAGAGCCAUUGCUACAGGCUGUUGCUUGUAUUGGUGCAUUAUAUCAGGCACCCGGCGGUAACCAUAGUAUCAGCUUAGCCUUAUUCGAAGCUGGUCUUCGAACUUUAGAUAAAUACGUCCGAGAGGACCGAUCGAGGUUUCGGGAAAUAUGGGUUAUACAAGCAUACAUCCUUUUCGAAUAUUUCGCCAUUUAUAGCUGCCGGGACGAUACAUACUCCACCGGUAUUAGAAUUCAUCGUCGGGUCGUAGAUGCCGCUAGACAAUUUCAAAUGCUUCAGGAUGGAGCUCUCACGAAUAACUGUGGAAGCGGGACGUCACCAGUCCAGAGUCAUGCCUCUCCUCAGGGGCUCUUACCACCUUCAUUAACCCCUGAGCAAGCUUGGAAUCGGUUCAUUGAAAAUGAAACGCGAAAGCGGACCAUGUAUUGCUUAUACUACAUAGAUUCACAAAUUUCUGUCUGUUGCAAUGUAAGGCCAUUGCUAACGGCCCUUGAGGUCAAGUAUGAAUUGCCAUGUAGAGAUGAUGUAUGGUGCGCUCCUACGGCAGCCGCGUGGAACAUGCUAGUGCAAGCUCCCGAAUUUUCCUUCAAUGAAGAAGACGACGCCGAUGCGAAUUUCGAUCCUCGACCAGCAUAUGGUGAUCUUUAUGAAACAUUGAUGCACCUAAUGGACCCCGACCCGAGCUCACGUCCGCUCGGGCUACUCUGGUAUUCGUCAUUCGCGUCUCUGAUGCUAGUCAUGCAAAUUCAAAUGAUGACUCGGGAGUUGACGUUAGCGAGUACCUUUCUGUACAACAAUGUUCGCUGCAACGACACGCGACAUAGCUUAUCCAUUAUCACGGAGGCGAAUCGAGCACCUAUAAUGCAAGCACUCAACAACUUAGCAGAAUUGAUGCCUAAACCUGGUUCUAACACUUGGCCGAUUGUGGUCGGAACCGAUCCGACUAGCACUAUAUGGCACCCUGUGUGGAUGGCUUGGCAUUAUACUGCGAUAUCCCUAACACACCAAGACGCCCUACUGUCGAGCGGCAUCGUGGAAUACAGCUUACCUACAGCCAUCUCAACCGCUUGGGAGCUUGGUAAACCACGGGCCAAGGCGUACCGUGAUAUUUACGAAGAUCGGGAUGUGGUCCGCGUCAUCGACAAUCUCGAGCAUGUCAUCAAGAUGUUGACUUCACCUCCAAUGGGUUCUAUAAUACGCGAUACAAUGGGAGCCACCAACGAGACAUCCUGUAUCGAAGAUCCAUUCGUGACUAUGCUCGGCUUCAAAGCAUGUAUGAUGGGAUGGCGCGUUAUCCGGCUCAUGGCCUUGGGACUCGAACAACCCCUCAUCCCCGGUACCGAUAUUAUGCAAUUGAGACAGCCAAACAUACACUCUAUAUCAGCGCAAGUCGUUCUGGCGAAGGUAACGGAAGCGCUGAGUUUAGGAACUAGUAGUUUCCCGCAGGGCAAUGAUAAGGGGCAGAUUUGGAGCACUUUCCAGGACUUAGGAUUAGGAUUAGGUUUAAGUACUACCGAGGCGAAGUAUUUGGAGUGGACCGAACGGACGUUCGCGAUGAGAGAUGUUUGGCCUCUUGGGGAGUGGAUCGUUGCUGUAUUCAAUGAGCCACGGCAUGAGGCCGCGGGUACGGGCGCGGGAUAAGAUGGGAAUGUCGCUUCUUAUAUGGGUAUAUCUUUAGUCAAGGUCUUAGCCGAAUUCAAAUACUUUGUGACUGGAAA
Molecule: messenger RNA, 2446 nt
Organism: Hypoxylon trugodes
Lineage: Eukaryota; Fungi; Ascomycota; Sordariomycetes; Xylariales; Hypoxylaceae
Product: fungal-specific transcription factor domain-containing protein
Exons: 8
Coding region: 222-2369 (715 amino acids)
Biological process (GO): regulation of transcription by RNA polymerase II; DNA-templated transcription
Cellular component (GO): chromatin
Molecular function (GO): RNA polymerase II cis-regulatory region sequence-specific DNA binding; DNA-binding transcription factor activity, RNA polymerase II-specific; zinc ion binding
Source: RefSeq, a predicted model, not a curated record